This is a messenger RNA of Mastomys coucha (southern multimammate mouse), 1040 nucleotides long. Its product is annotated as lymphocyte antigen 6G6e-like. The record is from RefSeq and is a predicted model, not a curated record. Gene Ontology annotation, cellular component: plasma membrane. Gene Ontology annotation, molecular function: transmembrane receptor protein serine/threonine kinase activity; acetylcholine receptor activator activity; acetylcholine receptor binding. Gene Ontology annotation, biological process: desensitization of G protein-coupled receptor signaling pathway; acetylcholine receptor signaling pathway. NCBI's taxonomy places the organism in Eukaryota, Metazoa, Chordata, Mammalia, Rodentia, Muridae. The coding region runs from base 222 to 626 and encodes 134 amino acids. The transcript has 3 exons.
GAAGACCCCUAAGGCAAGCAUGGGCAGGAGCGAGAGCGCCUCAGGUGUGGGAACAUAGGGCUGCCGCAUCAGGCGGGCCAAUCUCUCGCUCUCCACACCCCAGAUUCUCUCCCUCGGUUUGUUUGUUUGCUGGUUCCUCCCUGUCUUGGGCAGGUGUGUCUGACUGGGGGUACGGGUACAGGUUCGUACUCUCCCAGACCGCUGAGCUGUUUGUUCCUGCCAUGGGCCUGUCCCGCGCCUUCCUUGGCGUCCUGUUCCUCUCCGGGACACUGGGUCUCACCACUUCCCCAAGCAGAGGAAGGCUCCGCUGUUACACCUGCAACUUUGCCAAGCCCUGCUACCCUGUUCCCACGGAGUGUCAAGAGGGCGAGGUGUGUGGCGUCAGUGUUGGCACCUCAGAGCAAAAGGAGGAUGUCAUCGAGAGGAAAGGCUGCCUCCCAAGAGCCCAGUGCCCUCUGCUGGGCCAUGCGACCUACUGGUCACGGUCCUAUGCUCUCCGGCACCAGUGCUGUGAGCAGGAUCUAUGCAAUGCUGCUGGCUCACAGCGGCCCCCCAGCCUUCCCCUCAUAAUGACUCUGCUACCCCUUUCGGCCAUCUUCGGCUGGGGAGCACACAUCUUCCUUUAGCCCGUGCGUCCACAACUGUCAACCCAGGACUCCAAUGUCACGGUGGAUGUGAGAGCACCUGCACAGAUGCUGUUGAGACACGCUCAGGGGCGUGACUUUGUAUAAAAACCUCAGCCACUGAACCCAGCCCCUCUACAGACCCGGUUCCUACAGCCGGAGUUCUGCCUUCCGCAUGCAUCCGUCCACAACCUCACUUCAUAAGAGACCCCUGCUGUCUUUAGACCUAGAUGUCCCAGGUCAGCUACCCUGAAUGAGCUGUGGGGUCCCGGGCAAAGGGACAGAAGUGUCACUGGGGCUGGUGAGAAAUAGAGUACUGCCAGGGGACAUAUAACUUGGUACCCGAGGGUCUCAAGAACAGAGGGCUACCUUGGGGAACCAUAAAGAGUGUAUUUAAUAAAAGGGCUAUUGGGUAGA